Molecule: messenger RNA, 4695 nt
Organism: Musca domestica (house fly)
Lineage: Eukaryota; Metazoa; Arthropoda; Insecta; Diptera; Muscidae
Gene: RASSF8
Exons: 8
Coding region: 1015-3243 (742 amino acids)
Biological process (GO): signal transduction
Source: RefSeq, a predicted model, not a curated record
GUUUUUCAUUUCUGUGAAAUUUCAGUCUGGCAAGAUGGCGAAAAACAAAUUAAUGUUGUAUUCAUAAAAAACAAACUGAUCUAACUAAUCUCCUUCUAUUCGGGAAUAAAAUAUGGAAAAUAAUAAAACAUAAAUAUAUUCAAUCAAUUAUUAUUAAGAAAAAAUAAAAAUAAAUAUUUCUGUGCGUGCUCCAACAAAUCUAAGCAAGAAAAAGUUCUCACAGCCGUCACGUCAAUAAGAGUGCAAGUGACCCCAACAAAGAAAAAGCAAGAAAAGCGAAAAUAAAAGUGAAUUAAAUGUUAAUUACCAGCUAAGCUAGCAACAAAAACCAUGUUAAUGCAAGAUGAAGUUUUGUUUGUUGUUCUUUUUUCUGUGCUGCCACCACUGAACGCAUAAUUUUGAAAAGCUUUUAAAUUUAUUGCCUGCUGUUGUUUUCGCAGCAGCCACUGUGUUUCUGCUGAUUGUUGCUGCUAUUUCAUCUGCCCAACCCCAGAAAAAUUCGUGUUGUUGGAGGAGUCAGACUCAUCGCAGAAAGUUGGCCGAAAUACUCUGUUGAUUUUCCAUCCUCCCCAACCACCCUCUAAUUAUUGUUAGUCAACCAUAGUUUUUGUUAUUCAACAAAUAUUUAGUGUCAUUACGCUUCAUUUGGCAGCUACCAAACAUCAGAUCGAGUGGAAAAAAGUAACAACAAAUAUACCACAACGUACAACAACAAAAACAAAUUACAGCGUUUCCAAUUGUUGGUCGUCGUUUGCAACGCAACCCAAUGAAAUAUUUCAAUUGUCAUUGUUAUGGUCACGGCAAUUUGCCGUUUCAGCAAACAAACUCUUAUCAGUAUUAAUUGUACCAACGACGACGGAACGACGGUAGUAGCAGUCGGAGCCAGUAGUAGAGCUGCUUUCUCUGCACACAAUAAUUUAAUGGAAAGAGUUAAUAACUUGAUUUUUUCGGCAAACGCAGACUAAUUGAGCAAAGUCAAAUUCGCAUUACCAGUCCAGAUAUUCGCCAGGAACCAUGGAACUAAAAGUUUGGGUUGAAGGCAUUCAAAGGAUUGUUUGUGGUGUCACAGUCAAUACCACAUGUCAGGAUGUGGUUUUUGCAUUGGCUCAUGCCACGGGCAAGGUGGGACGAUUUACUCUAAUCGAGCGAUGGCGCAACAAUGAACGUCUCUUGGCACCAAAUGAAAAUCCCCUCAAGCUUUUGCUGAAAUGGGGCGAAUAUGCCAAUGAUGUGCAGUUUAUAUUGCAGCGUUCAGAAAGUAAACAACAACAACAACAGCAGCAGCUGCAACAACAAAAUAUUUCGCCUAGACAAGAAACACAUCAGCAAAUUAAUAACAAUAACAACAACAACAAUAAUGAAAGUACAACUGUGAUGUCAAACAACAAAAAAGCAUUGGGAUUAAGCAAUCAUCAGCAAGUAAUUGAUAAACAAAAUAACAUCAACAACAACAACAAUGCGAAUUCCAACAAUACAAUUGUUGAAAAUGCAUUGAAUGCAACAACGGCACCCCCACAACCAACGCAACAUCAAAAACCCUUGACCAUGGAAUUGAGCCUAAAUGCCGCCCAUGAACGGGCCAAGGAAUUGAAGAAAACUUUUGGGGUGCAUGAUGCAAAAAGUUUUGAUAACAUUGGCAUUGUUAAGGGUGUACCACAACGCAACAAAAAUAACACCAACAAUGUGGCAACUACUUCCACCACAUCCAGUAUAAUUCCACGACAUGAGAAAUCCCAUUCGAAUCCCAUUGAAAUGCCUUCGUCCGCUGGCGGAAAUUUAGGUGGCAAAGGAAAUGGUGCUUAUGCCGAAUAUAGCAAUAAUAAUAAUAACAAUAACAACAACCACAAUACAUCUAACAAUAUCUAUCAGCAAUUGGGUGCCCAUAAUAGUAAAUCAAUAAAUGAAAUUAAUUUGGCCGAGGUACGUAAUGCCCUGGACCGGCGAACAAUGGCGAGCAAUAAUCAAACCACAACAACGGGCAAUAAUCAUAAUCACAAUAGCAAUAACUCAGGAAUACAACCGAUGGGCGGUAGUGCUGAAAUAAUAUUCACCUCAAAUUUUCAAUCAUCCCCCUCGCCCAACAAUCCUCAUGGUGGCAAUGCAUCAAUGUCCACCUCCAAUAAUUUGGGCAGCAGCAAUGAAAAUCUUCUAGAUAUCUAUAAUGGAAAUGGGAAAUUUGCAAACUCCCCCAGUGAUCUGUACAAACAAGCGCCAGCCAUAUCGGCUAAUGGUGCUUUGGUACCACCACCCUACAGAGAUCCACCGCCACCACGUAAUAGUCCAUUACAACAGCCAGCAAUGAAUGCGAAUGCUUCAAAUGCCCUCUAUUCAAAUCAACCAACACCACAACAACAACAGCAGCAGCAGCCGUUAACGGCGGGAGGAUCGACAGCAGGCAUGCAAUCAUCAUAUCAAUCUCCGGAUUAUGAAUUUGUCGACUAUCAACAAAUAAAUGACUUGGUCUUGCCGGUUAGCAUGGAUGAGAGUGAAAGUAUUUUCCAGGCAACGCAAUACAAUGAUCUAUUGCAAUUGAUUAAAUUUCAAAGAGAGAAAAUCAAUCAGCAGCAGAUGGAAUUGACAAAGUACGAUGCAGAAAUCGUUUAUUUGGAAUCCAAAGAACGUGAUCAGGCUCAGGAAUUGGAAGCUAUCUCUAGGGAAAUAACAAAAGCUGAUCAAUUGUUCAGACAAGGAAGUGAACAGCUCCAAACCCUACAAUAUGUCGAAGAAGAAAAUGAAUUGGUCAAGCAGCAGGAGAAAACUCUCAAGUCUGAAAUUGCAUUGUUGCGUUCAAAGCUGGCUAAUUGUGAAACGGAAUUACUGCAGUGUAAAAAUAAAAUACGCUUGCUAAUGGAUGAUAUUGAAAUUGAGCAGCGGGCAAAUUCCAAACAAAAUAUGAGACAAAAUGUUGAACGUGAUUUCCUAAUGGAAAUGGAGCGCAUACAAAGCGAAAUAGAUCAGGCCAUACACAAUACGGACACAUCAAAUAAAACGGCCGAAAGUUUGAAAAAGGAAAUUCUGUUAAUUGAAAAUGCAAUACAAGAGAAGAAGAGACAGGUGGAACAACUGGUCAACGAAAUGAAAGAAGUUAACUUGCAAAGUUUGACAGUGACAACCUCCGAGGAGAUUAAACAUUUUUUAGAGGGUUCCAAUAAACCUGGCAGCAGCCGUCGCAUAAUCGGAUCCCCAAGGCAAUUGGAAAAUGCUGUACCCACUAGUAAAAAUCCCCAUGGUGUUUGGGUUUAAAUGAUUGGAAGUAAUAAUUCCCGUUCCCGUUUAUACCCAUAUCAACAAUAGACAGAUCGAUUCAAUAGCCAACAAAUGGUAUCUAAUUUAUUUAUUUAUUCUCCCACAACAAAUACUAAAACCUUUAUUCCAUAUCUUUAAGAAGUAACAAUAUUUAUUAUCCGCCUGUUGAACAAAAAAUAUUUAAACCAUAUCAUGGUGGGAACAACUAAAUCAAAAACUGUAUUAAUGACACAACCGAUGACACAAAAUGCAAACAUAUCGCAUCCAAAACAUGGUGUAACUGAUUUACCCGAAAGAAAGUCCCCUUAACAUAACCUAGAAAUGUUAGAAAUAAAUAGCUAAUGGUUCUUUGUUUUUGAAGAAUUUAGAGAAACUACAUUGAAAAUUUAGGGAAUUUAGAUAAAAACACAACUAAAAGGUUUUUCCCCAUUUACUAUUCUUGGCAAAUUUAAUCGUUUGGAAAACUAUAACAAAGUCUUUAUAUAUUGAUACACAUACACACAGCAUGCAGUUUAUGGGUAAUUGAAUGAAAGUCGAUUGAUGUUAGGUUUUUAUUUGAAUUUAAAAUCCGGAAAGGCCGCCUUUCUUUUAUAUUUUUAGGAUGGAAUUUAAAGUCUAUUUUGUUGGUAGAAAAGACUUACAACUCUGUGUAAUACCUUUAAAGGAAAUCCUUUGAGAGGUCAUGAGUUUAUGGUAGAUGUAGAGACAGGUCUUCUUCGAUAGAAAAUAUACUAAAAGGUCUCCUCUUUCUUAAAGACCUCAUGAGGAGUAAUUUACAUUUUAAAUGGUAUCCAGUUUUAAAAUCAUUGAAUAUUGAAUUGUUUAAAAUGUGAAAAAAAUCUUGAUGUAAUUUCGAAUUUUAUUAAUGUUAAUGUUACACAAAAUCUUGAUCUUUGGGGGGGGAGAUACCCAAAUAUGUGGGGAGAUAUUAUAGAGAUCAACAGACCUAAAUCUGGCUAGACUUCAAUUUUAUAUUAAGAACCUUUUACAUUGUCAGCUUUAUUCUUUAAAAAAAACACACACAACUUUUUUAACACGAAAGUGUUUCAAAUUUAAUAUAGUUAUUAUUUUUUAUUUUAUUUUAUUUUAUUUUAUUUUAUUUUAAUUGUAGUUUCUAAGUUUUACUACAGGUGCAUUAUAUUAUGAUAAUGAAAAAAAAAUUACACUGCUAUAGUUUUGUUAAUAGUAUUUUUUAACUAUGUUUUUAUAAUUCUUUUUUAUCUAGUCUUUUAAAUACUUGUAUAUUAUUUCGAAAUCAAAAAAAAAAAAACAUGUUAGAAAAUCUCUCAACAUAAAAAACAACAAACACUGUCAAUCUCACGUUUAAUUGCCAUUAUGCUUUAAUUACUUUAUUUAUAUAUAUUUUAAAUUUAAUUCUUUUGUAUAUUUAAUAACAAAAAAAAAAGAAAAAAACAAAAAUGGUCACUAGAAAACUAGCCCACAAUACAA